Messenger RNA from Aspergillus viridinutans, 282 nucleotides. RefSeq lists its product as uncharacterized. The record is from RefSeq and is a predicted model, not a curated record. The transcript is spliced from 3 exons. The coding region runs from base 1 to 282 and encodes 93 amino acids. Lineage: Eukaryota; Fungi; Ascomycota; Eurotiomycetes; Eurotiales; Aspergillaceae.
AUGAACAUGACCUCCCAAUCCGCAUCCGAGUCCCUCAUCGCCAUCCUCUGCGGCCUACUAACGCUAAACAUUUACACCCUCCUCCCCCUCUUCAUUUCCAUCCCCCCAUUCCUCGAUCUUCGCGUAUGUCAUCCACCUGUUCUAUACCGCUACGCGCCGCCCCUUCCUGCUCAAUUGCAGGAAGACUCUCGUCCUGAUGCUCCUGUCCCGAGGCUUGCUAUCUGGGUGCUUGAUACUGUUGUGCCGAGUAUCUGUGUACGGAAGGGGUUUUGCAAGAAAUAG